AUGGAGCUCUCGGUGCUCAAGUUCGACUUCUUCAAGAUCCUCACCGACCACGAGUGCUUCAUCCCCAUCAACCUGCCACUGCCCUACGAACUGCAGCCCGCCGACAUCUCCUUCGAGGCGAUGAGCGAGAAGCAUCCGCAGUCGGCGAUGCUGAUUCAGGAGAUGGUGCGGAGUCUGAGCGGAGGGGAGACGGUCAAGCUGGCGCGGGCCAUCGCCAUCUGCACGCUCAACAUGCUGCUCACCAAGCACGACUUUGACGCGCGGUACCAGGAGCCCGGGCAGCGCGCCCGCGUCGCGCUGGUCUACUUCCCGCUCGUGCCCCUCCUCCUCGACGCCUACGGCGACAUGGAACCGUGGCACAAGGAGAGCCCGCCCAUCGAGAAGCGGGGCCUCUACGUGUCGCUCCUGUUCGUGCUGCGCAACAUCGACCGCGCCUUCCUGCGGCGGUGGUGGCGCCUCGAGUCGGUCGAGCGGCGGCACCGGUUCCUGGACCUGCUCGCGGCCUGCGCGGCCACGUUCGAGUACGACCGGGCCAACGCCAAGGGCGCCAUCCUGCAGGCCCCGUCGUUCGCCUUCGCCACGUCGGAGAAGAAGGCGCCCGAGAGCCCGCGCAAGAGCUCGCUCGGGGACUCGGACGCCGACAAGUCGCAGGAGCCGGGCAAGGAGGGCAAGCUCAACUGCUGCGUGAUGAUGCUCCUCCUGGACGUGGUGGAGGACUUUGUGGAGGACUUUGCGCCGGAGAUGGCGACGCCCGACGGGACGCCCACGCUCGAGCGAGUGCUGGCGCUGCUGGUCAACUUGCUCGAGCGGCCGCAAUCCCUGCGCUUCCUCGAGUCCCUGUUCGCCUCGCUCCGGGCCUUCCUCUCGCGCUUCCGCUCGCGCCUCUUCUCCGAGAACUCGUCCGUGCUCUACGCCCUGUGCCGCGAGGUGCUGCGCUACGCCAACACCGCGUCGGCCCACACGCGCGCCCUCGCCACGUCGCUCCUCUUUCUGCUCAUGCUGCGGAACUACGAGGAGAUGGGCCAGUUCGGGCGCAUCUACACCCAGGCCACCACGGCGCUGUCGCAACUCAUCACCGAGGGCGCCAUGAGCGACGACACCUACAUCCGCCACGCCUUCAAUUCGCUCACCGAGUACGCCCUGUUCGUCUACUCGACCGCCACCAUCGCCAUCAUCCCGGCCGAGCGCGCCCGCAACGAGGCCCGCCACUGCUACCUCAAGGCCGGCUUCGCCCGCCAGGUCCAGGAGCUGUCCGGCACCCUGACCAAGAUCCUGCGCGACACCAUCGAGGUCACCGAGCUCAAGCAGAAGGCCGACUCGGAGAUGAUGGCCGAGCUCUACUUCCGCAUUGCCCAGGGCUACGUCCACACGCCCGACCUCCGCGAGGAGCUGAACCCCAUCGAGGUGUCGAUCGAGGAGAUCGACAAGAGGGUGCAGGCGCUCGUGUGCGAGCUGGAGCAGAAGCCGCCCAACAUCAAGACGCUGCAGCACGUCCUGCAAGGCAGUGCCCUUCCCCAGGUCAACCAGGGAGCUACGGAGAUCUGCGAGGUGUUCCUGGCCAAGGGCGAGGGCGACAAGUAUUCGCCGGCCUCGCUGGAGCGCCUGCGUGAGAGUCUGCGCCAGUUCCUGAAGGCCUGCGAGCGAGCAAUCGAGCUCAACCGCAGCCUCAUCGGCAGCGAGCAGCUCCAGUUCCAGAAGUCCAUCGAGGAGGGUUUCAGAGACAUCAAGACGCAGAUGGCGCCGCACGUACAGGCAAGAGAUCCCAAGCGAGUGAUGAGCUUCGGGAUCAUGCAAGAGAGCAACGGCAGCGAUGAAGACUCAGACGACAGCGAGUCCGAAUACACCAUCGGGUUCCUGAAGGCCUGCGAGCGAGCAAUCGAGCUCAACCGCAGCCUCAUCGGCAGCGAGCAGCUCCAGUUCCAGAAGUCCAUCGAGGAGGGUUUCAGAGACAUCAAGACGCAGAUGGCGCCGCACGUACAGGCAAGAGAUCCCAAGCGAGUGAUGAGCUUCGGGAUCAUGCAAGAGAGCAACGGCAGCGAUGACGACUCAGACGACAGCGAGUCCGAAUACACCAUCGGGUCACCACCGACCAGCGGCCCGCCCUCCCAGAUCGGCUCACCCCGCACUUAG
This is a messenger RNA of Acanthamoeba castellanii str. Neff, 2130 nucleotides long. RefSeq names its product dedicator of cytokinesis 6, putative. The record is from RefSeq and is a predicted model, not a curated record. Gene Ontology annotation, molecular function: guanyl-nucleotide exchange factor activity. The transcript is spliced from 8 exons. Bases 1 to 2130 code for a protein of 709 amino acids. NCBI's taxonomy places the organism in Eukaryota, Discosea, Longamoebia, Acanthamoebidae. Gene Ontology annotation, biological process: small GTPase-mediated signal transduction; positive regulation of GTPase activity.